Diprion similis is the source of this 3106-nucleotide messenger RNA. RefSeq names its product spindle assembly abnormal protein 6 homolog (gene Sas-6). The transcript has 4 exons. Gene Ontology annotation, biological process: centriole replication. Gene Ontology annotation, cellular component: centriole; centrosome. NCBI's taxonomy places the organism in Eukaryota, Metazoa, Arthropoda, Insecta, Hymenoptera, Diprionidae. The record is from RefSeq and is a predicted model, not a curated record. The coding region runs from base 185 to 2209 and encodes 674 amino acids.
GCUGAGACGAUGGCAGCACCAGCAGCACGCCUGCGUCGUGUGAAAAGUCUUGAAGGGAUUUGUUUUGAGCGGGUUUAAAAAAUUAAUGUAAAUAGUGAUAUGAGUUGAGAAAUGCGAAGUAGAUCGCAAAAGAUUGACAUGUCGCCGAUAGUGUCGGCAGCGGUUAAUUAGAGCCCUGGUUGUCAUGAAUUAUUUGAACAACAUAGCGGGGGGCGGGAUGAUCGGUGAUCCUGGUCUCCAACUCAACAAUGUCGAGAUUCUUUACACGAGAGUUCAAAGGGUUUACAUCAAGCCUCAGCACAAGGAAGAACGCCAAAGAGACCUUCGUGUCAAUGUCGAAAUUCAUGCUGGAAUCAGUCCCGUGUGUCGCAAGAGUUUGUGCGUUCUGCUUUCGGAUGACGACGAUCCUUGUUUUCUUUAUUCGCUGUUUGUGAAUGACGAUGACUUCAAAGUGCUCAAGGCGCAGCAGGGUCUGCUUGUAGACUUUGAUAAUUUUGCAACACAGCUCAUAUGCCUUUUGGAGCAAUGCCAAAUACCUCUUUCCGGUGUCGCAAAAACUCCCCCAAAGUUUCUUCUUCUGCUGGCAGAAGAGGCAGGUGACUGGACUUUUAAGCUCGUCGAAACGAACAACUUCAAGCAUCUAUGUCAUCUCAGCUUGAAUAUCGCCCCAUCCAGCGACACGGACAUAAAGGUCCAUAUGGCCAUGAAGAUCAAACAGCUCAAGGAAAACUGCCUUCGAAAAGACAAGGAUAUUGUCAGUAUGGAAACCAGGCUGAAUGACCUGACCAAGAAACUGGAGGUUCAAACCAAGGAACUGGAACAAAUUGAGCAAAAAUGUCUGGCUGAUAUGAACCAACUUCAAAUCCUCACCUCGCAACAAAUCAGCGCUGAGAAAGACAAGCUCGCGCAAGCAACCUUGGAGUUUCAACGUCUUAGAGAAAACGAGAAGUCUGAGUUGGAACAGAGGCAUGGGGAAACGCUAAAGCAGCUGCAUACGGAGCUUGCUGAGCUGAGGACAUGCAAUCUCGCACUAAAUGAGAAGCUCUCGCUUGCAGAGGCGAGUAACAAGGAGCAGGCGAAUCAGCUUCAGACUAUUAAUAAAGAGCUGAGCAUAGCUCAGAGAGACUUGGCACUUAUGAGAAAACAGAACUCGAAGCUUGACGCUGAUUAUCAUGAGAGGGACAAAAUGGCGCACAGCCUUAAGACAAAACUUGCGGUAGUUGAACAGGAGAUAAAGGACAAAUGUAUCCUGGUUAACAAACACACGGAAAUGAUAAAAACAGGUAAGGAGCAGAAGCAGCACCUAGAAGAGUUGAUAGCUGAGAAAGACAACCAGCUUCAAAGAAAACAAAACGCAUUGAAAAGUCUAAGCGAUGAGCUGGUCAAAGCUAACGAAAUAUUAACCAAGCUACAGAAUGAGCUUGCCUCCACAAAGUCGAAGCUCAAGCUCAGGACAAGCAUUGCUUUAGAACAGGAACGUCUGCUGGAUACUAAGCAAAAAGAAGUUGGACAGCUCGACAGCAAAAUGGAAGCCUGCUCUAAAGAAGCUAAGGAAGCCAAAGCUGUUGCCGAGGCUCUGAAAGAACAGCUUAAAACUCUGCAAUCACAAUUGGAAGAAAAAGAUAAAAUAAUAAAAAAUAAUGACAAUGUUAUUAGCUGGCUCAACCGACGACUAACCGACAACCAAUCGUCUGGACAGACCUCAACAAUCGGGCAGGCCAUAACGGUGCCGCCUUCUGUACAAUUGACUUUGCCAAGGACGAGCAAAAGCUUCCCAACAAGAUUUGAGGCCCGGUCAGCUAAUCCCAACGGGCCGCCGGCUAGCGUUUCUCUGACUGGCCAUCUGUUAAGAAACCCAAUAGUUCAAAAUCCGAAUAUAAAUCAAACCGCACGCACUACAGCGAGGAACAUGGGUGUAGGGGUCACGGAUACAACGAGCGGCUUGGCAGCAUUCAACAAAACUGGGCAAAUAUCAUGCACCAGUACGCCAAUGGAGCGAGGAAAUAUAUUGAGCAAAGCGUUGCCCAGUGCCGGAGUUGCUGCGACGACGGCAUCGUUGCCGACGAUUGCAGAGAACAAUAAUCCUCCCCUUUCCGUUGGGAAUACAAGAUCUAAGAGUGCAAUGGGAGUGAUGCAGGGUGGCCUUAGGCGAGCCGUUUUGGACAAACCGCUGUUACCAUCUGCUUAUUUCCCGAAAUCUUCGCACUAGUUAGAACCAGGCGGAGAAUAUGAGGAGGUGUGAAAACUUUUCAAUGGUACCUAUAACUUUAUUAUUACUUUUAAGCUAGAAUUAUCCUUUUGUUCAAAACAUUGAGGCAUACCGGAAAUUAUUGAAUAUUUACCGCGGCCAUUUUUGUAUGUAUUUAUUUUUUUCUCUUCGCCCUUGUCAUUCAUAAUAUUGCAAAAUGCUUUAUUUUGCAACGUUUGAUUUCGUGCGGCUCAAUCUCUUAACAGGUAAACCUUUUUCGGUUCAUAUCCAGUACAUUCCCACGUACACCACAAUUGUAUCAACGCAUGUAAGUGUAGUUCCAUUAACGCAAAGAUAGUAUUCCUCCGCAAAGUGAAAUAGAAGACGCUUAGCUGUCAAGUGACAAGACUUGUAGAUAGUUUUAUUUAGUACAAUAUUUACAAUUAGAUAUUACACUUUUAGAAUUUCGGGAUUUUAUAUAUUAGACAAUUAAGAUGAGACGGCCAUUCUUAUACCGACUGACGUACGGAAGACGUUAGUUACUUCCUUGGCAAUGAUUAGUAAUAUAUAAAGAAUUUAAUAAUCAAUAUUUUCUUACGUGUAAAUUCAAGUUCUAAAAGUAUUAUUUCAUUGGGGAAAUUGAAAAACAUAAUAAUAUUUAUGACGAUGAAAAUCAAAAUAAUACUGCGCAAUGAUCUGACUCAUGAUCUAUUAUUCAAAAGCUAAAUUUUAUCAACAUUAAGGGAUCAAAGAUACAGACUCAACGUACUUACUGUUAGUUCAAAUAAUAGGGAAUAAAUCUAAAACUGUGCUCUCUAAAUAACAAGGGUAUUUAUCUUGCUUGACAAAGCAGUCACCAAAGAAUUAUUGAACUAAAUCAUUUCACAUAUAUCUUCCAUGGAAUAAAGAGAAGAAAAC